GGACCCUGCGCGUGGAGCAGCUCAACCAGAGCUCGCUGGACCUGCUGCGCCUGGACGCGGGCCCGUUCGAGGCGGGGGGCGAGAAGGACCAGGACCCCUCGCUCAUCCCCGUGCCCGCCAACAGCUACUUCGGGCUGCUCUUUGUGACAAACAUUGAGAGCGCGGCCCCCGACCAGAGGGUCUUCCGGACCCCCGAGCCCGGAGAGAGGGUCCCCGGUCCCGCAGGGUUCUCCGUGGACUCCGGCGCGGGGCUGACGCGGCCGCAGCAGCUGAGUUUUGUCACCGGCGCCCCCCGCGCCAACCACACGGGCGCCGUUGUCAUCCUGCGUCGCGACAGCGCCAAUCGCCUGGUGGCCGAGGCCGUGCUGGCCGGUCACCAGCUGACCUCGGCCUUCGGCCACGCGCUGGCCGUGCUGGACCUCAACAGCGACGGGUGCGUUUGGGGGGGACACCUCGGUGUCACCUUUGUCACUGUGGGGGCACCUCGGUGUCACCCCUGGCACCGCGGUGUCACCUUUGUCACUGUGGGGACACCUCGGUGUCACCUUUGUCACUGUGGGGGCACCUCGGUGUCACCUUUGUCACUGUGGGGACACCUCGGUGUCACCCCUAGCACCGCGGUGUCGCCUUUGUCACUGUGGG
This is a messenger RNA of Ficedula albicollis (Collared flycatcher), 642 nucleotides long. Its product is annotated as integrin alpha-7-like. NCBI's taxonomy places the organism in Eukaryota, Metazoa, Chordata, Aves, Passeriformes, Muscicapidae. The record is from RefSeq and is a predicted model, not a curated record. The annotation marks the transcript as partial. Gene Ontology annotation, biological process: integrin-mediated signaling pathway; leukocyte migration; cell-matrix adhesion. The transcript is spliced from 3 exons. Gene Ontology annotation, molecular function: integrin binding. Gene Ontology annotation, cellular component: integrin complex; external side of plasma membrane.